GCCACUCGGUGUGUCGCUGAGACCGGCUUUCUGUGCUUCACAUCAGGAGGCUGGCCCCGAGUCACCAUCACACCACUCUCUCAAUAAUCAUACUCCUACCGGCUCAAGCUCCGUUGCACCAUGCUGACCCGUCUGUUCCGAUUGCACGGCCUCCUGGUGGCCUCCCACCCCUGGGAGGUGAUCGUUGGCACAGUCACCCUCACCAUCUGUAUGAUGUCCAUGAACAUGUUCACCGGCAAUGACCAGAUCUGUGGCUGGAACUUCGACUGCCCCAAAACAGAGGAACAAAUUCUGAGUAGUGAUAUCAUCAUCCUGACCAUCACACGCUGCAUCGCCAUUGUCUAUAUUUACUUCCAGUUCCAGAACUUGAGACAACUGGGGUCCAAAUAUAUUUUAGGCAUUGCUGGCCUCUUCACCAUCUUCUCCAGCUUCGUAUUCAGCACAGUGGUCAUUCAUUUUCUUGAUAAAGAGCUCACAGGCCUCAAUGAGGCUUUGCCAUUCUUCCUGCUUCUCAUCGACCUCUCCAAAGCAUGCGCUCUCGCUAAGUUCGCCUUAAGCUCCAGUUCUCAGGAUGAAGUGAGGGACAACAUUGCUCGUGGCAUGGCAGUACUGGGACCUACCUUCACUCUGGAUGCUCUGGUGGAGUGCUUAGUGAUCGGAGUGGGAACCAUGUCAGGUGUGCGGCAGUUGGAAAUCAUGUGCUGCUUCGGCUGCAUGUCCGUCUUGGCCAACUACUUUGUGUUCAUGACUUUCUUCCCUGCGUGCGUCUCACUUGUGCUGGAGCUGUCCCGUGAGAGUCAGGAGGGCCAUCCUAUCUGGCAGCUGAGCCACUUCUCCAGAGUGAUGGAGGAGGAGGAGGACAACAAACCCAAUCCUGUGACGCAGAGAGUCAAAAUGAUCAUGUCUCUGGGCCUGGUGAUGGUUCACGCCCACAGCCGCUGGAUCGCUGAGCCCCUGUCCUUCAACACCACAGUGGGGAUCCCACAGGUGGGCAUGGAGCUGGACAACCUCUCUCCCAGGAGGAUUGAGCCAGAGACACCACUCUGGCACUUCUACCUCACCAGGAUGAUAACCAUGGACAUCGAGCAGGUCAUCUGUCUGGCCUUGGCCCUGCUGCUGGCCAUCAAGUACAUCUUCUUUGAGCAGGUCGAGAUGGAGUCUACUCUGUCACUGAAGAACCCCAUCACUAUGUCUGCCCCCACCGUGACCCCACGACGGUCUGCUGAGACCUGCUGCAGGAAGGAGCUGUGCACACCCCGCCCUCUCGCACCUGCCCAGAGCGUGGCUGCCCCGCCACCUGCCAACCAGACUGAGAAAGAGGAGGUUAUCCGGCCCCUUUCUGCCCCGCCCGCUGAUCCCCAGCCAAAGAGCUUCUUUGUGGUGGGGGAGGAAGACGAGAGGCUCAAGUCUGAAACUGAACAGCCUAGCCUUCCUCAGAAGCCCAGAGACCUGGACGAAUGUGUGGCCAUCCUCAAUAACCCAGAGCUGGGGGCUCGUUUCCUGAGUGAUGCUGAGGUGAUGCGGCUCGUCAACUCCAAACACAUCCCUGCAUACAAACUGGAGGCCAUGAUGGAGAGACCAGAGAGAGGAGUGGCCAUAAGGAGACAGAUGAUAUCUGCCAAACUUCCCUCUCCCUCUGCCCUGUCCACCCUGCCUUACACCGACUACGACUACUCCAAGGUGAUGGGCACCUGCUGUGAGAAUGUGAUUGGCUACAUGCCCGUACCAGUAGGUGUGGCUGGACCACUGCAUCUGGAUGGGAAGCAGUUCCAGGUUCCCAUGGCGACCACAGAGGGCUGCUUGGUUGCCAGCACCAACCGCGGUUGUCGAGCAAUCGCUCUUGGAGGCGGAGCCAGCUGCCGUAUCCUGGCUGACAGCAUGACUCGAGGACCCGUGGUGAGGCUGCCCACUGCCUGCCAGGCUGCUGAGGUCAAGGCCUGGCUAGAAAGUGCCGACGGUUUCCAGGCCAUCAAAGAGGCCUUCGACAACACUAGCAGGUUUGCUCGGCUCCAGAAGCUGCUGGUUGGUCUUGCUGGAAGAAAUCUCUACAUCCGCUUCCAUUCCAAGACUGGAGACGCCAUGGGGAUGAAUAUGAUUUCUAAGGGUACAGAGCAGGCUCUGAGCAGGCUGCAGCAGGACUUCCCAGAGCUGCAGGUGGUGGCUGUCAGUGGAAACUACUGCACCGACAAGAAACCAGCCGCCAUCAACUGGAUCGAAGGCCGGGGCAAGUCUGCUGUGUGUGAGGCCACCAUCCCCGCUAAAGUGGUCAGAGAGGUGUUGAAAACGACGACAGAAGCUCUGGUGGAGGUGAACAUCAGUAAGAACCUGGUGGGCUCGGCCAUGGCAGGCAGCAUCGGUGGAUUCAAUGCACACGCAGCCAACCUGGUGGCUGCCAUCUACAUCGCCUGUGGACAGGAUCCCGCCCAGUCAGUAGGCAGCAGUAACUGCAUCACACUGAUGGAGGCGUCAGGACCGACAGGAGAGGACUUAUACAUCAGCUGCACCAUGCCCUCUAUAGAGCUCGGCACUGUGGGAGGAGGCACCAACCUGCCCCCUCAGCAAGCCUGCCUCCAGAUGCUGGGUGUGCAGGGAGCCAGUCAGGAUUGUCCAGGGGAGAACGCGCGGCAGCUGGCCAGGGUUGUGUGUGCCACCGUGCUGGCGGGAGAGCUCUCACUGAUGGCAGCUCUGGCUGCCGGCCACCUGGUCAAGAGUCACAUGACACACAACAGAUCCAAGGUGAACCUACAGGAGACUCCAGGAACGUGUACAAACAAAGCCUCCUGAGAGCCACAGAGCAGCCUGGCCUCCUGCGGUGAGCCCGGGUUACUGAAUGGAGCACUGAACCCAGGAACAUAUGGACAAUAUGAAAGGGACUCAUCAUUCACCGAGACCUCAGACGUCUUUCAAGUGCUUUCAAAGAGACACUGAAGUGUCUUCUAACCAAUCUCUAUGCUGGAUAUGGAACGCUAAUCAGACUUUUAUUUGGGAGUAUAUUUGUUUAAUGUAUCUGUCUGUGUUUAUGGGUCAGCUAAGAGCACUUCAUUACUGACUGUUUUUUAUUUUAAGAAUGCUGUCAGACCUUUGGGACAUUUUUGGUAUCAAAUGAAAUAUUUCUGCUGUCCUGUUGCCAAAUGGAGGACUGUGAACACGGACACAAUGAAUGUUGAAUGUGUGUGGCAACUUAAAAGCUAUGCUGCUCACUACAGCUCUGUUUCAUCUGAUGUCCUCACUAGGGCACUUUGUGGCGCGACCAAGGACACACACUGUCAGUUAUGUACUGCGAGGCAGAUUGGAGUCCUGGUUCAGCCACAAGACAAAAAGAUGAAACAUGACUGACAUCAGGAAUGAAUAAAUGAAUAUAUGAAUGACUGAUAAUCUGGACAUAAGAGGCACUUAAAAAACUUAGGGCCAUAUCUGCAAAAGGACUGAGUUGCUUUUGUGGCUGCUAAACCUGUGCAAAUAAAGGAAAAGAUCUGCGCAAUCCGCACAGCACGCGCAAAGGCUGAAAUGCACGCAAACUGCAGACAGCGUCCUGGCUUUACCUGUUCCUUUUGCAUGCCUGCAAAUGAUGGAAUAUUGAAAAUUUUCAGCACAAAAUUGCCCCUUUUCUAGGCAAAUAAGCCUCAUUGCAGUUACCUUCUAUUUCACAAACACCAACACUAAUUGCAGCAGGCAGUUACAGUGGAACCAUUUAAUGCUACUGAGACAUGUUAAUUAAACAGACGCAGUUUCUCUCGUUUCAAAGCUGGUCUCUGCAAGACUUUGUGCUUUCUGCAGUUUUCAGUAUGUAUCAAUGUGGGUUCCGAAAUAUGGAGAAAAGCUUGACACACUGGGAAAAGAUCCGUGUACUCAAUUAAAUGCUAAAGGAAGGCAAAAUGUGCUCAGCUGCCAUAUCAUUGGUGUAAAUUCUUUUGUGGACAGGGUGCUAAAAAUGGGGCAAAUCACCAGUUCUAAUUCUUCGCAAAUCAUGGUGCUGUUAGUGGGUGCAAAUCAUUAUUUGUGGAUCCGGCCCAUAGACUGCAAGCCUCACUGAAAGGCUAAGCUCAACUUGAGGAUAAAUAAAGAAGUCUUCAGGUGCCAGUACUGCUGAUGUGAUCAUGCAACAAAUCAUUAGUCCAUUUCUGUUUGGAAUACGCUGUAUCAUUACCAUAAAGGAACAGAACCAA
Molecule: messenger RNA, 4166 nt
Organism: Plectropomus leopardus (leopard coralgrouper)
Lineage: Eukaryota; Metazoa; Chordata; Actinopteri; Perciformes; Serranidae
Gene: hmgcra
Product: 3-hydroxy-3-methylglutaryl-CoA reductase a
Biological process (GO): isoprenoid biosynthetic process; sterol biosynthetic process; coenzyme A metabolic process
Cellular component (GO): peroxisomal membrane; endoplasmic reticulum membrane
Molecular function (GO): NADP binding; hydroxymethylglutaryl-CoA reductase (NADPH) activity; protein binding
Source: RefSeq, a predicted model, not a curated record